AUGGAAUUAGGGAGCGUCUCUGUUGUGAUUUCAGCACUGUGCAUGGUUAGUUUUAUUGCAGGAAGCUUAGAGCCUGCAAAUUUAUUUAUUAUCCAUAUGGAUAACACUGAGAUGCCAGAAGUAUUCCGAUCUCCCGUAGAUUGGUACAAGUCCAUAAUUUCAACUGUAAAAGGCGAUGAAGAUGAUAUGCCCAUCUAUAUCUAUGACAGUGUGAUGCAUGGCUUCAGUGCCAUGCUCACACAGAGUCAAUUAGAUGUGCUAGAGGAGAUGCCAGGCCACCUAGCAUCUUUCCUUAGUAAAGAGGGAAUAAUGCUCACUACGCGUUCGCCUGAGUUUCUGGGACUCAGACCUGACAAGGGCCUGUUGCCCGAGGCGCUGUUCGGGCAAGAUGUAAUCGUGGGCAUAUUAGACAGUGGGAUUUGGCCAGAGACCGCAAGCUUUUACGACACAAAUGUGGGACCAGUCCCCAGAAGAUGGAGGGGAGGCUGCGAAAACACAGCAGACUUUCCGAGUUCUCUCUGCAACCGCAAGCUGAUAGGAGCCCGCUCCUAUAAACAAGCGGUGGUGGCCAAAUAUGGAAGUAUCGACAUGGAGAAUGAUUACGCCUCACCCAGAGACUUUCAUGGGCAUGGAACCCAUGUUUCAUCGACGGCGGCAGGUAACUAUGUAAAAGAUGUAAAUUUCUACGGCUAUGCUUCGGGUACUGCUCAUGGCGUAGCUCCCGCGGCCCGAGUCGCCAUGUACAAGGUUGCCUGGUCAAAUCGUCCUCUUCAGGGAGCUGAUGUGCUGGCUGCAAUGGAAGCCGCAGUUAAAGAUGGAGUCGACGUUCUGUCUCUCUCAAUUUCCUUGGCCGACUCGGCUUGGAAUCCCUUUUUCCGUGACGCAAUCGCCCAGGGAGCCUUCCAGGCUGUAAAGGCAGGCGUUCUGGUCGUCUGCGCCACUGGCAACGCAGGCCCGGCACGGGGAAUUCUAGACAACGGGGCGCCGUGGAUCUUCAGCAUCGCUGCGAGCACCAUUGACAGAGAUUACGAGGCUGUUGUCAAGCUGGGCGACGGCAGCAUCAUAAAAGCGGCAUGCUUCUACACAAAUGAGGAGAGCUCUCACUAUUCUAUUUCUGAGAGCGCUCUGGUUUAUGAAAAGGGAGAACCAUCAUGCCACAGGAGCUUCCACGUGAAGCUCAAGGGAGCGGUGCUGUUGUGCACCAGUGUCAGCGAUUCCCUGAUAGAGGAUUUGAAGCUACUCGGAGUCCGGGCCUUGUUAUUGGUGUUGGGGACGGACAGUUUUUCGGUCUACCCUAACCACACUUUUCCUCUGGUGUUGCUCAAACCCGAAGAUGGAGCGGUGCUAGUGCGAUAUGCUUCGUCAUUUAUAAGGCCUGUUGUUCAAAUAGAGAUGGGUUUGACGAUGCAAGGCGUGGAAGCUCAACCUGCACCUGCUUUGGCGCGUUUUUCGUCUAGAGGGCCGUAUCUACCAAGCCCACAUAUCCUCAAGCCUGAUGUUACAGCGCCGGGUGUAAAUAUUCUAGCAGCCUCACUUCCCACUAUCGCAAGCGGUUAUGCUAUCAACUCCGGAACAUCCAUGGCAUGUCCCCACGUGGCUGGAUUGGCCGUUUUACUGAAAGCGGUGCACAGGAACUGGAGUCCCGGGGCGAUCAGGUCCGCAAUCAUGACCACUUCGUAUACGUUCACGGAUGACCACCACCCAAUCGCCGACCAAGGCUACGAUGGCAGCGCCGCAACGCCUUUUGAUAUUGGUGCAGGCCACGUUGAUCCUCAGAAAGCUCUCGACCCGGACUCGCUUCCCGAAAUUCGACUAAUCGUUGGAAAGCCUAUUGAUGGAUGUCCCAGCGGCCUCCAGUUGGGCUAUGAUGCUCUCAACUAUCCAUCCCUGACAGCGAUCUUCCAGAGGAAUGUCGCCACCUCAUCCUCUGCCACAUUCACCAGACAACUGACAAACGUGGGAGAGCAUAUAUCGUCUUAUGUGGUGGUUGUGGAGGUUCAGAAGGGACUGAAAGUGCAAGUUGUUCCGGACGCUCUUCAAUUCAAAUACAAAUUGGAGGUGCUCGAGUUUAAAGUAACAGUGGAAGUCGAAGAAGUUAUGGGAGACACAUUUGUGCUAUACGGAGAUUUUAGCUGGAAAGAUGAGAAAGGACAUGUUGUAAAGAGUCCUGUGACGGCACUGUUUCUGUAA
Cryptomeria japonica (Japanese cedar) is the source of this 2190-nucleotide messenger RNA. Its product is annotated as subtilisin-like protease SBT1.6. Lineage: Eukaryota; Viridiplantae; Streptophyta; Pinopsida; Cupressales; Cupressaceae. The transcript is spliced from 2 exons. Gene Ontology annotation, biological process: proteolysis. Bases 1 to 2190 code for a protein of 729 amino acids. The record is from RefSeq and is a predicted model, not a curated record. Gene Ontology annotation, molecular function: serine-type endopeptidase activity.